AUGGCACCCUUUCUCCAGACCGGCCUCGCGCUGCUCCCCCUGCUGCUCGCAUCUAGCGCGGUCAGUGCCUCUCCCCUCGCGCCUUGCGCUGACACGUGCGCAACCAAAGGCCGUCCCGCCGGCAAAGUUCUCCAAGGAUACUGGGAGAACUGGGACGGGGCCAAGAACGGCGUGCACCCGCCCUUUGGCUGGACGCCCAUCACGAACCCGGUCAUCCGCCAGCACGGCUACAACGUCAUCAACGCCGCGUUCCCCGUCAUCCACCCAGACGGCACGGUCAUGUGGGAGGACGGCAUGGACGCGGGCGUCAAGGUGGCGACGCCGGCGGAGAUGUGCGCGGCCAAGGCGGCGGGCGCGACCAUUCUCAUGUCCAUUGGCGGCGCCACGGCCGCGAUUGACCUGAGCUCGGCGGCGGUGGCGGACAAGUUUAUCGCGACCAUUGUGCCCAUCCUGAAAAAGUACAACUUUGACGGCAUCGACAUUGACAUCGAGUCCGGCCUCACCGGCGGCAGCAGCUUCAGCAGCCUGUCCACGUCGCAGACCAACCUGAUCCGCAUCAUCGACGGCGUCCUCGCGCAGAUGCCGCCCAACUUUGGCCUGACCAUGGCGCCGGAGACGGCCUACGUCACCGGCGGCAGCGUCACGUACGGCUCCAUCUGGGGCUCCUACCUGCCCAUCAUCAAAAAGUACCUCGACAACGGACGCCUCUGGUGGCUCAACAUGCAGUACUACAACGGCGCCAUGUACGGCUGCGCCGGCGACUCGUACCAGGCCGGCACCGUCGCCGGCUUCACCGCCCAGACCGACUGCCUCAACAAAGGCCUGACCAUCCAGGGCGUCACCAUCAAGAUCCCGUACGACAAGCAGGUCCCGGGACUGCCCGCCCAGCCCGGUGCCGGCGGCGGCUACAUGUCCACCGCCAACGUGGCCCAGGUCCUGGCCCGGUACAAUGGCGCCUUGAAAGGCCUCAUGACCUGGUCGAUAAACUGGGACGGCUCCAAGGCUUGGACGUUUGGUGACACCGUCAAGGCUGCGCUGCGAACUACCUAA
This is a messenger RNA of Cordyceps militaris CM01, 1050 nucleotides long. Its product is annotated as endochitinase. NCBI's taxonomy places the organism in Eukaryota, Fungi, Ascomycota, Sordariomycetes, Hypocreales, Cordycipitaceae. Gene Ontology annotation, molecular function: chitin binding; hydrolase activity, hydrolyzing O-glycosyl compounds. Gene Ontology annotation, biological process: carbohydrate metabolic process. The record is from RefSeq and is a predicted model, not a curated record. The coding region runs from base 1 to 1050 and encodes 349 amino acids. The transcript has a single exon.